Molecule: messenger RNA, 1023 nt
Organism: Heterobasidion irregulare TC 32-1
Lineage: Eukaryota; Fungi; Basidiomycota; Agaricomycetes; Russulales; Bondarzewiaceae
Exons: 5
Coding region: 1-1023 (340 amino acids)
Source: RefSeq, a predicted model, not a curated record
AUGUCCAGAGUAUUUCUUGAAGAAGACAUCGCAACAUCUCCCACUGCUUCAAGUUCAAAUCUGAAUACCUCGGAGGGCAUGAACAGGUUUUCAGAGCCUGAUGACGUCGCCUCCGCGGACCAGGAUUCUUCGACAUUUGGAUAUCCAUUGCAACGGAUGGUGCCCGUAGAGUCCUGGGAUAUAUCGACCGAGGAUUUGUCGUCAGAAUACGAUCACGAUGCGUAUCACCAGAUGUCUCGCCCUCAGUCCGACUCCUCGUCCACAUCGACUUUCCACCAUGUCGACUUCGAGGCCGUGAUCGACGAAUACAUAAAGCAAUGUCCGACUGAAGAUGGUCGGGAUUUGCCGUUUAUUAGUUCUCCGAUAAACAACCCUGAUCAUUUAAGUUACUCCCUUACCCUGAGGAGGAUCCCUACGACUAGCCCAGAGUACCUCAUUGUCCAAUAUCUCACCUCCAAUGAGAUACAUCAGGAUCCGUGGAAUCCCGCUCCACGAGUACUCUACAAGACCGAACGAGACGGAAAUCAUAUACUUUGCUUUGAACGUUUGUCAGAGUACGACCAACCACCUUUUCAAAAUAUUGCGAAUGUCAUUGAUUUUAUUCGGCAAACUCUGGAGGGUCUAUCGUUCCUUCACAAACACAAGAUAACACACCUUGGCUACAACGAUCCUCGUGGCUUUAUGAUGGAUAUCGGCCAUUCUUUGCCACAAAAUUUUGAUCGCACGCGCUUUCGCGUUCGCUAUCACCGCGUCAACUUCGCGCAAGCUCAAAAACUCAAUGGAGAUAUAUCGAUACGAAGUGGUCCAUUUCUCGAGGAUGUUCGAGAAUGUGGCAUGAUGUUUCAAACCGUACUGUCGGACGUACCCAAAAUUGAUUCAAAACUGAAGUCGCUUUCUAAAGCCAUGACUGGCGGUGAGUUUGGUGCGGAAGAUUCUCGUAAAUUGUUUACUGCUCUGUUCCAAUCUGUCGACUACUUGAUGUACGACGUCCCCCUGUUUACUCCAGCACGGACGUCCUCAUGA